Molecule: messenger RNA, 933 nt
Organism: Geodia barretti
Lineage: Eukaryota; Metazoa; Porifera; Demospongiae; Tetractinellida; Geodiidae
Source: the annotation of a GenBank genome assembly
AUGUACUCGAAAGUAAUCGUUCCGCUGGACGGAUCGGACCUGGCGGAACAGGCGCUGCCCUACGCGGAGUUGGUGGCCAGUUCGCUGUCGGUGCCGUUGGAGCUGGUGCAGGCGUAUGACGUGCUGCCGAGCAACGUGCUGGGCUCGCGCUCUCCGCGGAUCGCCGACCAACUGCAGAUGGGCGCCAGGGAACGGGCGGAAGCCUCGUUGGCGCCGGCGAGACAGCGCUUGGAAGCCGCCGGGUUCGCCGUCAACAUCGCGACCCAACGCGGACAGCCCGCUGACGUUAUCGUCGCCCAGGCCGGCACCGAUCCGGGCGCGCUGGUCGUGAUGUGCACCCACGGCCGCGGCGGCAUCUCCCGCUGGGUCAUGGGCAGCGUAACCGACAAGGUGCUGCACAUCGUCCCGAACCCCAUGCUGAUCGUGCGGGCCACCGUCACCGGCCCCGCGUCGCCGGGAACAUCGUUGAAGAACGUCGUGGUGCCGCUGGACGGUUCGGCGUUGUCAGAACUGGCAAUAUCCCACGCGCUGAGCAUGGCAGCGGCGCUGUCGGCCAGGAUAACCGCCCUGCAGAUCACGCCGACAGCCGACUACUAUCGCCGACAGUUGGUGGUGGUAACGCCGGAGAUGGGCGCACUUCCCGACUUCGACCCGGGCUCGCCGGAGGAAAUGGCCGGCGAAGAUGCAGAAGGCGUGGCCUCCUACCUUGAGGACGUGACCAACCGCAUGGCCAUCGACCACGCCCACGGGGUCGACACGGCCCACGUGGUUGACGACAACAUCGCCCAGAGCAUCAUCGACCGGGCCGCCGCGCAGCCGUCCCUGGUGGUGAUGACCACCCACGGCCGGAGCGGAGUGGGCCGCAUGGUGCUGGGCAGCGUCACCGACCGGGUCAUUCGCCACUCCAACACGCCGGUGCUGGUGAUCCGCUAG